UUACAAAGCUUUCCUCAAAGACUUUCUGGUUCCGGGGUUCAUCGCUCCGUCUCUAGAGUUGAACUUGUGCGAGGCGAACAUGGAAUGGGAGUUCGAAUGGACUCCAGUGGCGGAGCGUUUGCUCGCAGUAGCCCUGUACACCUUUGGUCAUCAUGCUCGGUCAGCGGAGGAAAUUUUCAAA
Molecule: messenger RNA, 181 nt
Organism: Perkinsus marinus ATCC 50983
Lineage: Eukaryota; Perkinsozoa; Perkinsida; Perkinsidae
Exons: 1
Source: RefSeq, a predicted model, not a curated record